AUUUGUCAAAAAAAUAACCGAAUUUAAUUCUGUUCCAACAAAGUUAAUCGAAGCGAAUUUUUCAGAAAGUUCAAAACUGUUUCAUGUUUGCGAAUGUGGCCAUUGUAGAAAUGGUGAGGCGAGCCAAUUUUGGAAGAUUCAUGUUUCGAGCUUUCUCUGCCUCGUGCUUCCAUGGAAAACGCAGCAGGAGCUUUUCAGUUGCGAUGGAGCUCCAGAACCAAGAAGUUAAGAUAUGUAAUCACUUAAGGAACCGAAGACUUGAAGAAGCUCGAGAGAUUUUCAAUCAGGUUCCAUCUCCUCAUGUGAGUCUCUACACCAAGAUGCUCUCAGGCUACACGAGGAAUAACAGAUUGGUUGAUGCGUUGAAUCUGUUCGACCAAAUGCCUGUGAGAGAUGUUGUCUCGUGGAACUCGAUGAUCAGUGGUUGUGUUGAAUGUGGAGAUGUGGAUACUGCAGCGAAGCUGUUCGAUGAAAUGCCUGAAAGAAGCGUUGUUUCAUGGACAGCGAUGGUGAAUGGUUGUCUUAGGUCGGGUAAGAUUGAUCAAGCUGAGAGUUUGUUUUAUCAAAUGCCUGUGAAAGAUACUGCAGCGUGGAACGCGAUGGUUCAUGGGUAUUUACAGUUUGGUAAAGUAGACGAUGCAUUGAAGUUGUUUAGGCAGAUGCCUCGUAAGAACGUGAUUUCGUGGACGACAAUGAUCUGUGGGUUAGACCAGAAUGAGAGGAGUGGAGAAGCUCUCCUUUUGUUCAAGAACAUGUUGAGUUGUUGCAUAAAAUCGACUUCAAGAACAUUCGCUUGUGUGAUCACAGCAUGUGCAAAUGCUCCAGCGUUUCAGAUGGGUACACAAGUUCAUGGCUUCACCAUCAAGUCGGGGUAUUUAUAUGACGAAUAUGUAUCUGCUUCGCUCAUAACGUUUUAUGCAAACUGCAAAAGAACAGAAGAUUCUCGGAAGGUGUUUGAUGAGAAGGUUCAUGAACAAGUUGCGGUGUGGACUGCUCUAUUGUCAGGGUAUAGCCUGAACAAAAAGCACGAAGUUGCUUUAAGUGUUUUCUCUGAGAUGUUGAGAAACAGUAUCUUACCAAAUCAAUCAACAUUUGCUAGUGGACUAAACUCUUGCUCUGCUUUGGGAACAUUAGAUUGGGGUAAGGAAAUGCAUGGAGUUGCAGUGAAGCUUAUUUUAGGAACUGAUGCCUUUGUGGGUAAUUCUCUGGUUGUGAUGUACAGUGACUGUGGAAACGUCAAAGAUGCUGUUUUGGUGUUCACAGAAAUCUUGAAGAAGAGCACUGUCUCGUGGAAUUCCAUUAUUGUUGGCUGCGCACAGCACGGACGUGGAAAAUGGGCGUUUAUAAUAUUCGGCCAAAUGAUUCGGUUAAACAAAGAGCCCAAUGAGAUCACUUUGACUGGCUUGCUCUCUGCUUGUAGCCAUUGUGGGUUUCUACAGAAAGGAAGAAAGCUCUUUGAUUACAUGUCAACUGGACCAAAUCAUAUUGAUAGAAAGAUUCAACACUACACUUGUAUGAUAGACAUUUUGGGAAGAUGCGGGGAAUUGAAAGAAGCAGAGGACCUUAUCGAGAGCAUGCAUGUGAAACCUAAUGAAAUGGUUUGGUUGGCUUUGCUCAGUGCUUGUAGGAUGCAUUCUGAUGUAGACAGAGCCGAGAAAGCUGCUGCUGCCAUCUUUAAGCUGGACUCGAAAUCAAGCGCUGCUUAUGUCUUGUUGUCGAAUAUAUAUGCUUCUGCUGGGAGAUGGUCGAAUGUAUCGAAAUUGAGAGUUAAGAUGAAGCAAAAGGGGAUAAUGAAGAAACCUGGAAGCAGUUGGGUUGUCCUUAGAGGGAAAAAGCACGAGUUUUUCUCGGGUGAUCGACCAGAUAGCUUGAGAGUAUAUGAGAAGUUGGAGUUUCUGAGAGACAAGUUGAAGGAACUUGGCUACGUUCCUGAUUACCGAUCUGCUUUACAUGACGUUGAAGACGAACAAAAAGAAGAGAUGUUGUGGUAUCACAGUGAGAGGCUUGCUAUUGCAUUUGGGUUGGUUAAUACAGUUGAAGGAAGUACAGUCACAGUGAUGAAGAAUCUACGGGUUUGUGAAGAUUGUCAUGCAGUGAUUAAGCUGAUCUCAGGAGUUGUGGGACGUGAGAUUGUUUUAAGGGAUUCGUCUCGAUUUCAUCAUUUUAAAGGUGGAGCGUGUUCAUGUGGGGAUCAUUGGUAGAAUUUCAAAGAAAAAAAAAUUCGAUGCACAAUCGGUCACUGGAUUCUCUAUGCAGAUAACGUGAAGGACAACUAAAGAAACUACUGAUCUGAACUGCAGCCUAAUCUGGAAGGUUUUCAGUGGAGAACAUUGAACCCAAAAUAGAAGAGGGAGAGUCUCAGAACCAGAAUGAGGAUCACGCUCACGAUCAGAUGAAGAAGAAGAAGAAGCGGAUGAUAAUUAGUCAAAAAGUGUG
Messenger RNA from Eutrema salsugineum, 2436 nucleotides. RefSeq names its product pentatricopeptide repeat-containing protein At5g46460, mitochondrial. Bases 84 to 2201 code for a protein of 705 amino acids. Gene Ontology annotation, biological process: RNA modification. Gene Ontology annotation, molecular function: protein binding; zinc ion binding; RNA binding. The transcript has 2 exons. The record is from RefSeq and is a predicted model, not a curated record. NCBI's taxonomy places the organism in Eukaryota, Viridiplantae, Streptophyta, Magnoliopsida, Brassicales, Brassicaceae.